AUGGGACUCUCUCGUGAUAAACCCUGGUUUUUGACAGGAGACUUCAACGAUAUCAUCGAUAGCACAGAAAAGUCAGGUGGUCAACAACGCAAAGAAGCAUCUUUUGGGAACUUCCGAACUUUUCUCUCACACAGUGAUCUCUUUGACCUUCAACAUACUAGGAAUUUCCUAUCUUGGCGUGGAAUCCGCGGUUCCCACCUGGUACACUGCAGACUUCAUCGUACCAUGGCCAAUAGUAUGUGGCUUGAGCUUUACCCUACUAGCCGCUGCUACUACCUCGACUACGAAGGCUCUGAUCACAGACCUCUCCUGUCAGAAUUCCAACAUGAGAAAAAGAAGAAAGGAGGUAUAUUCAGAUAUGAUAGAGCAAUGCGGCACAACCCUGAGAUAUCAAAGCUUAUCAAAGUUACAUGGAAUAAAUUCGAAGGCGAGCUAGUGGAGACAUGUAUUGCUAACUGCAGGAAAGAAAUAAGCCGUUGGAGCCGGAAACAUCACAUGAACAACCGGAAAACAAUUGACGAGGAAAAAGCGAAACUUGAAACAGCAAUGAGUGCAACAAUACCUAACCCUACUACGAUCAAGGAAAGCAAUAAAAAGCUAGAAGCAGCUUACCGGAAAGAGGAAGAGUUCUGGAAACAACGAAAUAAAGAUGGUCUACCUGUCUAUGAGGAAGAAGAUUUCGUCCGAGUAAUUAGUGCUUAUUUCCAAGAUAUCUUCAUUACAAGGUCACCAUAUUGUACAGCCACAGUCUGUCAAGCAAUCAAACCUUGUAUCAGAGAGGAAACCAACAGAAUCCUCAUAGCCAUCCCUUCCAACGAAGAGAUCCGUUCAGCUCUGUUUGCUAUAUACCCAGAUAAAGCUCCAGGACCUGAUGGCUUCUCUGCACGCUUUUUCCAAACAGACUGGCUCAUACCAAAGAUCCAUUCCACGAGGCUAAUCUCAGACUGCAGGCCCAUUGCUCUAUGCAACGUUUUCUACAAGAUCAUCUCAAAGAUCCUAACCAAGCGGCUACAACCUAUCUUACCAACAAUCAUCUCGAAAAACCAGACGGCUUUUGUACCGGGAAGAGCGAUCUCAGACAAUGUUCUGAUCACGCAUGAAAUAUUGCACUAUCUCAAGGGUUCAAAAGCAACAAAAUACUGCUUCAUGGCUGUGAAAACUGAUAUGAGCAAAGCCUAUGAUAGAUUGGAAUGGAACUUCAUAGCUACGGUCCUAGAGAGAAUGGGGUUUCACGCUAAAUGGAUAAAUUGGAUUUUCCAAUGCAUAUCUACGGUAUCCUAUGCGUUCCUAGUCAAUGGAGCAGCACAAGGCAAGGUCAUACCUCAACGCGGGAUUAGGCUAGGUGAUCCUUUAUCCCCAUUCAUCUUUAUCUUAUGCGGCGAGGUCCUCACUGGUCUCUGCAACAACGCUCAAGUAAAUGGUCUCCUCCCCGGAAUAAAAGUGUCAAGAGAGAGCCCUCGGACAAACCAUCUUCUCUUUGCAGAUGAUACUAUGUUCUUUUGCAAGACAAAAGAACAAAACUGUGUCACUCUGGCUACGAUCCUGCAGAAAUAUGGAGAAGCAUCAGGGCAACAAAUCAAUCAUCAGAAAUCCUCCAUAUCCUUCUCAUCAAAAACACCACAAGAUAUUAGGGACAGAGUAAAACUGACGCUUGGGAUAGAAAAAGAAGGAGGUCAGGGUAAGUACUUGGGGCUACCUGAGAGUUUCGGACGAAAGAAGAAGGACUUGUUCUCUUUGAUAGUAGACCGCAUCCGUCAACGAGCAGUUAGCUACUCUUCACGACGACUAUCGACAGCAGGAAAGUUAACUCUAAUCAAGAGUGUCCUCUCAGCCAUACCCACAUACUCCAUGACGUGUUUCAAGCUCCCUGCCAGCCUUUGCAAACAAAUUCAGUGUACACUAACUCGAUUCUGGUGGGACUCAACACCGGGAAUGCAAAAGAUGAGUUGGACUUCAUGGAAGAAGAUAACAAAAUCCAAAACCAUAGGAGUGUUGGGUUUCCAUGACAUUCAAAGCUUCAAUGACGCCUUACUAGCAAAGCUCAGCUGGCAAAUCCUAACCAAUCCAAAUUUCCUGUUAGUCCGUGUCUUACAAGGAAAAUGUUGCAAAGAUCAUCAUAUUUUAGACGUUCCUACCUCCAAUUCAUCGUCACAUGGCUGGAGAGGAGUUCUCAUUGGAAGAGACCUCUUAGUGGAAUAA
Molecule: messenger RNA, 2199 nt
Organism: Microthlaspi erraticum
Lineage: Eukaryota; Viridiplantae; Streptophyta; Magnoliopsida; Brassicales; Brassicaceae
Source: the annotation of a GenBank genome assembly